Molecule: messenger RNA, 712 nt
Organism: Phragmites australis (common reed)
Lineage: Eukaryota; Viridiplantae; Streptophyta; Magnoliopsida; Poales; Poaceae
Exons: 1
Coding region: 182-583 (133 amino acids)
Source: RefSeq, a predicted model, not a curated record
AAAUAGGAAACAGCACCAUUGCCGCCAAGAACCUUCGUGCGCCUCUUCUCCUUUUUCUUUUGAACAACACUGCCUUUUUUCAGACAACACAGCCUAAAGGUGGCGAGUCAGUUCGCUUUUCUUCCUCUCACUUCACGCCAUUGCCAUCGCCAUCGCAGCGUUCACCUUAGUUAGCCAGCGGAUGUCAACCCUCACGUCGGACUCCGUUGCGUCCCCGAGGUGGGGCGUCCCCUUCUGCGGCCGCUCCGGCAUCGAACCGCGCACACGCCGCCGCCCGCCAUCGUCCCGGCGCGGCGGCUGCGGGUGGCCGCUGGACCGCGUGGCCGGGUGGGUCGGCGGCGGCAUCGCAGCGGUGUUCUUCGCGUCCCUGGAGCGGUGCUCGUGCGUCAACGUGCGCACGCACGACGACUUCCUCGACGACGAGCAGAGGGACUCCGAGGCGCCGCUCAUGUUCGACGAGGGCAACGGCAUCAGCAUCGGCAAAUCCACUGCCGGCGCCGCCGACGUGAGGAGGAGCCGACUAGGCAGGAGGAGCGACAAGGGCACGAGGAGUGGUGGCACGAGAUUUUAUGGGGACUUUUAAUGUAUGAUAAAUCUGUGGUUUAAGUUCUUGUCCUUGUUUCUUAAGCUUCUGCAUACUAUUUUAAGUUAAUCUAAUUUUGAUCUUGUAAGGUAUCUCAUCUUUUUAUGUUUGAUUAAGUGUGUAUAUGAA